CUUACAUUUUAUCUAUGGACAUGUAACAGUGCGCGGUUAAAUAGAUUUGAAUUAGAAAACAAUUAAUUUUUCUAUACAUUUUUAUUUAUUUUUUUAUUUCAGUGGUUUGUGAAGUUUUCUUCAUACUUGUUUGAUUCUUACUUUUCUCUGUUCCAAAACAGUAUGUGAUGAAUUAAAUGUUUGGAAGAGAUAUUACGAACAACGGUUUAAAUAACCUAAAUUUCAUUUGUCUUUAUUAAAAUUUUUAUUUUUAUAUUGUAAUGGAAACAAUUAGAAAUCAUUUUUAUAAUCUUAAGAUUUAUAUAUUCGAUAUAGAUGUUCCAUGUAAUUUCAAUUAAAUUUCUUCUUGUUAUGUUUAUAAUAUAUUUUAUUGCGGAUGUAAUUGAUAAAACAUAUUAUAAUUAUGGAAAAGUCUACAGACAUAUUUGCAUGGACUCAUCAAUUGCAAUGCCCACCAAUGAUAUUCAACACCUCAGUGAAACAAACAUUAUAUACAGGACUUGUUGGAUUGAUGUGGGAUGAUUUUGCUGAAGUUAUAUUUAAUGCUAAAGAAGCAAAGACAAUAAGAAAAAAUGUCCUACUGUAUUAUUUGAAACAUAAGACAUCUAAUAAAACUGUUCAAUGUAUGAAGAAUUUAUCACAAUUGAAAUCAAGUAAAAGUGAUUUAAGAGAUCAAAUAUCUAAGCUAGAGGAAGAAUAUGAACAACAAGAAUUUAAAGUUAAACAAAAAGUUCAAAAACUGAGAGAAAUUUCAUCCAAGCGUUCUGAAAUAAGAGCAAGAAGAAAUUUACUUCAGAUGAAACAUGAUCAAACUGAAACACAACUUCGUGAUUGUAAUGAAAUGAGAGUGAUUUGUCAACAUUUAAUGCCACAAACUUGCAAAGAUCUGGAUCAUAAAGUGCUAAUGGAAAUGUUAGAUGUAGUAACAAGUCUUUGGACUGGAGCGGAUAAGAAACAAGUAUGGAAUACAGUAUCAAGUAAUCUUAAUCAUAUUGAAAUACCUACAUUAUGGCAUUAUUUAUAUCAAAGUUUAACAGAAGAUGUAGAUACAUUAACUAAAUUAGAAACUAUGAAAUCAAUGGAAUCAAAUGAAAAACAUAUAAAUGUUGGUAUUGCCAGGCUAUAUGGACAACAUAUUUCUAUGGUUUCUAGACGAUUAUUGUAUAAUGCAAGAGCAAAUAAUCAUCAACAAAAUGUUUUAGACUUUAUAGAAAAAAUCGAGACAGCUUCAAAUAAUUCUGCAGAUAUAAGUGAGUGGUUGGCAUUAGCAUUAGAAGUUCACAAAUUAGAAAAUGAACAAAGAAGUUUACAAAAAGAAAUUGAUAAAAUUCGAGAUGAUCUGUAUGAAAAUAAUAUAUUUUCAUUUAAUCUAACACAACUAAUUUUGGAGAUUCAAAACACUGAUACUGAAAUUACAAAAUAUAUACAAGACAUACAACAAUCAUUAAAUCUUUUGAAAUCUGCACCAACGUUUCUUUUAAAAACGAAGGAAAAAAUAAAUUUAGAAUUACAAAAAAUAGCAACAAUGCAAGCCGAUGGAUGUGACUGUACAAUGUUAAAAAAUGAUUUAACUACUGAAUUGGAUAUAUUUCAUGAGGUUUUAGAUCUUAAUGCAUUAAAAAAAGUCAUGUUAAAAGGAGAAGUUGCAGUAUAUAAGCAUACAAAAAGUUGUUUCAGCGAAGCUUCUGUUUCAAUUACUAAUUCUCAAAUUUCAAAUCUUGCAUUAUAUUUUCCAUUGAUUCAAAUACCAGUAUAUUCUUUAGUAGAAUGUUAUAAAAAUCUAAUUUCAAUGUUUAUGUAUAAAAAAUUCGAAUCUUUAGAAACUGAAGAAAGUUCAAAUACGUCUCAUUUACCAAUGAUAACGUAUGAAGAAAAUAAUUAUAAUACAUUUGAACUUUUGAAAUUAUCACAAAAUAUCAAUACGAAAACGAGGAUAGAAAUUGAUGAAUUUCAUAAAAUUCUAAAUGACUGGGUGAAUCAACCUGUUCAAAAGGUAAUGGAAAUUAUUGAAAAAACUGUAGAUGAUGCAACUUUUUCAGAGUGGGUUGAACGUUAUGAUGUAUUAUUAUAUAUGUUGCAAAAUUCCACAUAGUUGUGUUUAUAAAUGUAUUCCAUUUUUUAUAAUAAACUGUUUUUAUAACAAAACUACAAUAACUAAUAAAAUAAUAAAAUUUUUAUGUACAU
This is a messenger RNA of Frieseomelitta varia, 2184 nucleotides long. RefSeq lists its product as uncharacterized. The transcript has 9 exons. Bases 404 to 2092 code for a protein of 562 amino acids. The record is from RefSeq and is a predicted model, not a curated record. Lineage: Eukaryota; Metazoa; Arthropoda; Insecta; Hymenoptera; Apidae.